AUGGUUUCUGCCAAGGAGCCAACGGUCGCUAUGUUGUCGGCUCUGUCGAUCAUCUUCGUACACUUCCUGUGCUGGGCGACCUGUCUCACCACGCUCCCGGGACAGCUCCGAAAGGAAGAGAAAUUAUGGCCGGAGAAUUUUACACGCAUCCUGGACCGUCUCUUGGAUGGCUAUGAUAACAGGCUGCGUCCCGGAUUUGGGGGUCCUGUUACUGAAGUCAAAACAGAUAUCUAUGUCACAAGUUUUGGACCUGUUUCUGAUGUAGAAAUGGAAUACACAAUGGAUGUUUUCUUUCGUCAGACAUGGGUGGAUAAGAGAUUAAAAUAUGAUGGUCCCAUUGAAAUUCUAAGAUUAAACAACUUGAUGGUUAAUAAAGUGUGGACCCCAGAUACUUUCUUUCGGAAUGGAAAAAAAUCUGUGUCUCAUAACAUGACAGCCCCAAAUAAACUAUUUAGAAUUAUGAGAAAUGGCACCAUUCUCUAUACAAUGAGGCUCACCAUAAGUGCUGAAUGCCCCAUGAGAUUGGUGGAUUUCCCAAUGGAUGGACAUGCCUGUCCGCUAAAAUUUGGAAGCUAUGCAUAUCCAAAAAGUGAAAUGAUCUACACCUGGACAAAGGGGCCAAAAAAUUCAGUGGAAGUCCCUGAAGAAUCUUCCAGUUUAGUUCAAUAUGACCUACUUGGGCAUACAGCAUCUACUGACACAAUUAAAUCUAUCACAGGUGAAUAUGUGGUCAUGACAGUACACUUCCAUCUCCGAAGGAAAAUGGGAUAUUUUAUGAUACAGACGUAUAUUCCGUGCAUCAUGACUGUGAUUCUCUCCCAGGUGUCAUUUUGGAUUAAUAAAGAGUCUGUUCCUGCCAGAACUGUUUUUGGAAUUACUACUGUGUUGACCAUGACAACUUUGAGCAUCAGUGCCAGGCAUUCCUUACCUAAAGUCUCCUAUGCCACAGCCAUGGAUUGGUUCAUAGCUGUAUGCUUUGCCUUUGUAUUCUCUGCAUUGAUUGAAUUUGCGGCUGUCAACUAUUUUACGAACAUUCAGAUAGAAAAAGCCAAAAGGAAGGGAGUGAAAUCCAUCCCCGAAUGUUCAGCAGCACCUGUUCAGAAGGAAAUUUGUACAGAGGAGACAUCCACGUGUACAGACUCAAAUUCAAAUGUGAGGAAAAGAACAAACACCAUAGUACAACCAGAUUUGGAGACUGCCAAAAGAAUUGACCCAGGAAACAAGUCAUUGCCUUCUUCUACAUUAACUCAGGGGCCCUUGGACAUUAUGCCCCGAUCGCCUUCAGCUUCAAGUCCAAACCCAUUCAGCCGAAUUAAUAUAUCAGAAACACUGGCGUCUGCGAGACCAACUCCUUCAGCUCCUCCAUCCACCCCAAUUUUAACAGGUUACAUCACCCAGCAGGAUACCAUGGAAUCCCUGUCAGUUCAUCAUUUACUUGGAUCUAGACUGGAGGAGAUUCAGACUACCACAAAUGCUUUGGGAGUGCACACAAAAUCCCUGGGCCUCAGUUCUCCUGCUCCGUCAGCCUCCAGCUCUGGCACCAGUAAGAUAGACAAAUAUGCACGCAUUUUAUUUCCUGUCACUUUUGGAGCAUUUAACAUGGUCUACUGGGUGGUUUAUCUUUCCAAGGAUACCAUGGAAAAAACAAAAAAUCUAAUGUAG
Messenger RNA from Notechis scutatus (mainland tiger snake), 1662 nucleotides. Its product is annotated as gamma-aminobutyric acid receptor subunit alpha-4-like. Gene Ontology annotation, molecular function: extracellular ligand-gated monoatomic ion channel activity; GABA-A receptor activity. The record is from RefSeq and is a predicted model, not a curated record. Gene Ontology annotation, biological process: gamma-aminobutyric acid signaling pathway; chloride transport; monoatomic ion transmembrane transport. Lineage: Eukaryota; Metazoa; Chordata; Lepidosauria; Squamata; Elapidae. Gene Ontology annotation, cellular component: membrane.